Messenger RNA from Castor canadensis (American beaver), 2679 nucleotides. The record is from RefSeq and is a predicted model, not a curated record. NCBI's taxonomy places the organism in Eukaryota, Metazoa, Chordata, Mammalia, Rodentia, Castoridae.
GCCACUGAAUAUUUGGGUUUAUACAAUAAAGAAAAUAUAUCAGGAAUUUUAUGAAUUGGUCCAUGUGGAAAUUGUAGCUAUUUGCUUUAUCUUGUUAAUCUUUCAAAGAAGUAAAUUUAGACUAGGUUUGAUAAUGUAGUUAUGGCAAUAUUAAGUGAGCAGGAAAUACAACCUUACAUGAUUUAAAAAACGUUCUUCAUUAUUUUAAUCUUUAGCUUUACUGAAUAAUUAAUAUUUCUUCAGGAGUAACACUUGCCCACAGUUUUUCCUCUACCUCUUUAAGAAAAGGGUUUUCAUUUACUGUGGAAGUGGUUUUGGUGACUGAAUUAUAACUGAAAAUCUUAAGGCAUUUCUCUUUAGACUGGCAUUCUUCGAACCAACUGUGUGGACUGUUUGGAUCGCACCAACACGGCACAGUUUAUGGUGGGGAAAUGUGCUCUGGCUUACCAGCUGUAUUCUUUGGGGUUGAUUGACAAGCCUAAUCUACAGUUUGAUACAGAUGCAGUUAGGUUAUUUGAGGAACUCUAUGAAGAUCAUGGUGAUACCCUGUCCCUUCAGUAUGGUGGUUCUCAACUUGUUCAUCGAGUAAAGACCUACAGAAAGAUAGCACCGUGGACUCAGCACUCAAAAGACAUCAUGCAGACUCUGUCUAGGUAUUACAGCAAUGCUUUUUCAGAUGCUGAUAGACAAGAUUCCAUUAAUCUCUUCCUGGGAGUUUUUCAUCCUACAGAGGGGAAACCUCAUCUCUGGGAACUCCCAACAGAUUUUUAUUUACAUCACAAAAAUACCAUGAGACUUUUACCAACAAGAAGAAGCUACACUUACUGGUGGACACCAGAGGUGAUAAAGCAUUUACCAUUGCCUUAUGAUGAAGUUAUCUGUGCUGCAAACUUAAAGAAGUUGGUAGUGAAGAAAUUUCACAGAUAUGAAGAAGAGAUUGAUAUCCACAAUGAGUUCUUCCGGCCAUAUGAACUGAGCAGCUUUGAUGAUACCUUUUGCUUGGCUAUGACAAGCUCAGCACGUGACUUUAUGCCCAAGACUGUUGGCAUAGAUCCAAGUCCAUUUACCGUGCGAAAACCAGAUGAAACUGGAAAAUCAGUAUUGGGGAACAAAAGCAAUAGAGAAGAAGCCAUUUUGCAACGGAAAACAGCAGCCAGUGCUCCACCACCCCCUAGCGAGGAGGCUGUGUCCAGCAGCUCUGAAGAUGACUCUGGGACUGACCGUGAAGAUGAGGGCUCUGUCUCUCAGCGAUCCACCCCCGUGAAGAUGACCGACACAGGAGACAGUGCCAAAGUGAAUGAGAAUAUGGUCCAACCUAUGAAAGAAGUGUAUGGAAUUAACCUCUCUGAUGGCCUCUCAGAAGAAGACUUCUCCAUUUAUUCAAGAUUUGUUCAACUGGGACAGAGUCAACAUAAACAAGACAGGGGCAGCCAGCAGCUCUGUUCCAGGCACUCAGAUGGAGUUAUAAAAUUAACGCCUAUUUCGGCUUUCUCCCAAGACAACAUCUACGAAGUUCAGCCCCCAAGAGUAGACAGGAAAUCCACAGAGAUCUUCCAAGCCCACAUCCAGGCCAGCCAAGGUACCAUGCAGCCCCUAGGAAGAGAGGACACUUUUAUGUUCCGAGAGUACAUCAGAAACCGCUACCUGUGAACAGAGAGCACUUGAAGCUUUCCCUCUUCUUCAUGCCGUGCAAAUUAUAAACUACAGGUAGUAAAGAAAUGACUGAAUGUGUUGCUCCUGUUGACUUUGCUUUAUUUUAAAAAUACUUUGUUUAGAAAUGUGAUUAAUGUACUAUGACAGUAUUAUAUUAUGAAAUUGCAGGUAUUUUUUGAACACCCACUGUAUGCCAGGCACUAUGGCAAGAUCGAGGAAUAUCAUAGUAAGCAGAUUGAGCUAAAAAUUCCUCUCCUGGGAGGAACAAAGGCAAAGUAUUUUUCUUUAUAAUUACCAUUUUUUAAAUGUAUUCUGUUUUUCUGCUAACUUUGCAUUUUGCUAAAAAAUUUCAUUACCCUGAAAACCCUGGUUUUCAGAAAAUAAAAGGGACCAGAUAUCAACAAAGUGUUCUCCAGUAGUUCAGGAGGUAGAUGGUGGUGGUGGCAGCAGUGGCGUUUUUACUACAACACCCUGCUGUUCUUGAUUUAAGGCAAGUGCCUUGUCCUCCUAAGAGUUAACCUGAUUUUGAUGUAACAAGAUGAUAUCUGAACUAUCAGUUCUGUCGUUAAUUCAAAUUCACCUUUAGCUGUCUGAGACUACAAACUGAGAGCAAGGAAGCCAUGGCAUUUGAACUCUAGAGAGAGGUUAAUGACCACAAAGUACAUGUGAACAAAGCAAAUGCAGAUGUGAAAGCACUAAAAGUUAACACGUCAUAGAAAAUGGAGUGGCUGUCGUUCUUAUAACUUACAAGUAGCUAUGGACUUGGAGCCAUCACUUCAGUAUCUCUCAGCCUCCAUUUCUAAUCUAGUCUGGAGAGGAGAGUUGUGGAGACAAGUAAAUAAGGUGUAUGUGUAAAGCAUGGGGUGUGGUAUCUAUCACAUAAUAAAUAGCCACUAAAUGUUAGCUUAAAAAGAUCACUUAUGGGCUGGGCGCCGGUGGCUCGUGCCUGAAAUCUUAGCUACUCGGGUGGCAGAGAUCAGGAGGAUCGUGGUCUGAAGCCAGCCCAGGCAAAUAGUUCACGAGACC